Molecule: messenger RNA, 528 nt
Organism: Cyclopterus lumpus (lumpfish)
Lineage: Eukaryota; Metazoa; Chordata; Actinopteri; Perciformes; Cyclopteridae
Gene: gtf2h5
Product: general transcription factor IIH, polypeptide 5
Exons: 3
Coding region: 113-328 (71 amino acids)
Biological process (GO): nucleotide-excision repair, preincision complex assembly; nucleotide-excision repair; transcription initiation at RNA polymerase II promoter
Cellular component (GO): transcription factor TFIIH holo complex; transcription factor TFIIH core complex
Source: RefSeq, a predicted model, not a curated record
CCCGUACGUCAGCACAACGCUUAGAAACCAGGAACAACCACAGCUCUCAGGUUGGUGAAGAUUUUUGAGGCUUUAAUUCGAAUCGACUGCUGGUUUCUCUGUACCUGUCAACAUGGUCAACGUACACAAAGGUGUCCUUGUCGAAUGUGAUCCUGCCAUGAAGCAGUUCCUCCUCUACCUGGAUGAAAAAAUGGCCUUGGGAAAGAAGUUCAUCCUCAAGGACCUUGACGACACACACGUCUUCAUCCUUGCAGAGGUGGUUCAGACCCUGCAGGAGAGAGUUGGCGAGUUAAUGGACCAGAAUUCAUUCACCUUCACGCAGAAAUGAGACAAAGUCUUGCUCCUUGGACUUAAGGCUGUUUAAGAGAUCAUGCUUAAAUGAACAAUUGUUUGCAAUGUUUUAACUGCAGACUGAAAUGGCACAGUUGAUAGCUUUUUGUUACAAUAUUGUGAAAACAAAAAAAAUGUUUAGCUGUGUGACCUAAUUUGUGCUGUCAAUUAUGCUCAUUCAUAAAUUUGUUUCAUGCA